This is a messenger RNA of Arvicola amphibius (Eurasian water vole), 1464 nucleotides long. RefSeq names its product autophagy related 3 (gene Atg3). Gene Ontology annotation, cellular component: cytoplasmic ubiquitin ligase complex; cytosol. Gene Ontology annotation, biological process: autophagosome assembly; autophagy of mitochondrion; nucleophagy. The coding region runs from base 331 to 1275 and encodes 314 amino acids. The record is from RefSeq and is a predicted model, not a curated record. NCBI's taxonomy places the organism in Eukaryota, Metazoa, Chordata, Mammalia, Rodentia, Cricetidae. The transcript has 12 exons. Gene Ontology annotation, molecular function: Atg8-family ligase activity.
GGCCCAGGUGGCGGCUCCGCUGUCGGGAGAGUGAAAAGAGGAAGGGGAAGCCGGAAGGGGUGGAAGUGGAGCCGGGAGGCAAAAGGCGCUUCGGGGGAAAAAGGCCAGGGGGCUGCGCGCGCACCCGCCUCUCGCUCGGCCGGCUGCGCCUCUGCCUCCGCGGCCAGGUGACAGCUGGGCCCGGCCUCCGCGUGCCGCCGCCCCUCCCCCCGGCCCUGCGGGUGCCGCCUGCGGGGCUCGAUGCCAGUCGGCCACGUCCGGGGCAGUUUUUGAGUCCCCGGCCCGGAUCGCGACUAUCCUUCCCUGCCCCAUCGCUGCUGCAGUCCCAGGAUGCAGAAUGUGAUCAACACGGUGAAGGGAAAGGCUCUGGAAGUGGCCGAGUACCUGACGCCGGUCCUCAAGGAAUCAAAAUUUAAGGAGACAGGUGUACUCACCCCAGAAGAGUUUGUGGCAGCUGGAGAUCACUUAGUCCACCACUGUCCAACGUGGCAAUGGGCUACAGGGGAAGAAUUGAAAGUGAAGGCAUAUCUACCAACAGGGAAACAAUUUUUGGUAACCAAAAAUGUUCCAUGCUACAAACGGUGUAAACAGAUGGAGUAUUCAGAUGAAUUGGAGGCCAUCAUUGAAGAGGAUGAUGGCGAUGGGGGAUGGGUAGACACAUAUCACAACACAGGCAUUACAGGAGUUAGUGAAGCAGUUAAGGAGAUUACCCUGGAAAGCAAGGAUAGUAUAAAACUCCAAGACUGCUCAACGCUAUGCGAAGAGGAAGAAGAGGAAGAUGAAGGGGAAGCUGCAGACAUGGAAGAAUAUGAAGAGAGUGGAUUGUUGGAAACAGAUGAGGCUACCCUGGACACAAGGAAAAUAGUGGAAGCUUGUAAAGCCAAAGCUGAUACUGGAGGGGAAGAUGCUAUUCUGCAAACGAGAACUUACGACCUGUACAUCACUUACGACAAAUAUUACCAGACACCACGGCUAUGGUUGUUCGGCUAUGAUGAGCAACGGCAGCCUUUAACAGUUGAGCACAUGUAUGAAGACAUCAGUCAAGAUCAUGUGAAGAAAACAGUGACCAUUGAAAACCAUCCUCAUCUUCCACCACCUCCUAUGUGUUCAGUUCACCCAUGCAGGCAUGCUGAAGUGAUGAAGAAAAUUAUUGAGACAGUUGCAGAAGGAGGGGGAGAGCUUGGCGUUCAUAUGUAUCUUCUAAUUUUUUUGAAAUUUGUACAAGCUGUCAUUCCAACAAUAGAAUAUGACUACACGAGACACUUCACGAUGUAGUGAAGAGGACAUAGGGUGUGUCCUAAUUACUGCUUCUGAUUUUUAAAGAAUUAAUACAUAGAUGUGACCAUUGACCAUAUUUACCAAUAGGUAUAAUUUCUCUAAUAAAAGGACUUAAUAUGUUUAUGCAUUAAAUAAAAACUGUUCCACUACCAGCCUUAUUUGUUUAAUAAAAAUGAGUGUUAAGAA